This is a messenger RNA of Lineus longissimus, 1547 nucleotides long. Its product is annotated as mannose-P-dolichol utilization defect 1 protein-like. Bases 106 to 741 code for a protein of 211 amino acids. Lineage: Eukaryota; Metazoa; Nemertea; Pilidiophora; Heteronemertea; Lineidae. The record is from RefSeq and is a predicted model, not a curated record. The transcript has 7 exons.
CUAGGAAUUCCCUCAUACAUGCCAUACGGAAGGAGAUCCAACAUUCAUCAUUUCAGGAAUUUCCCAGCAGCACUGAAGUCGGGAAGUAACAGUCAUCAGUAACCAAUGGCAGCUCAAUGGGUCCACGCCCUCAUCAUCCUGGUGAGGGUGUACGUGUUUGGCGUCAGCCUUGUCAUGAAGCUACCUCAAAUAAUGAUGAUCUGGCGGGCCAACAGCAGUAAAGGGAUAAACCUAACUAGCGUCUUGAUGGAGACGUGGUGCUGGUCGAUGAGCUUUUCCUACCAGUUUGCCAACAACUAUCCAUGGACUUCAUUGAUUGAGCUUCCAGUCCUCAUGAUACAAUGUCUUAUCCUGGCACUUGUAGUUAUUUACACCAGAGAUCAACUUCAUCCGUCUUUACUUCUAUAUUUCGCUUUAUAUAAUGGUGCUGUAUUUGCUAUAGCCUCUGGUUUGGUGCCUUCGUGGAUGAGGUCAAUUCUAAUGAGCUGCAACCUCCCUAUUGCGAGUACGAGUAAAGUGAUCCAGCUUCAAUCUUUACUUAUAUCAAAAGAUGCUGGCAAGCUCAGUACACUGACUUGGUUUAUUGCUGUAUCAACAAGUUAUGGUCGUUUUUUCGUCAACAUCUUGACCAUCGCUGACAAAAUCCUGAUGACCAACUUCUUCGUUGCUGGAACUCUCAAUGGUGCAGUGUUGCUCGCUACGAUGUACUACAAGAAUCAAUCGAAGAAGAAAUUGUUUUAGGGACAUUGAUGUGCAACUAGAAUCUUUAUAUUGGGUUGCAUUUAACUUUAUACACUAUUGGUAAUCGUGAUAAUAAUAAUAGUACAAAUUUUUAUGGUGGCUAAAGGAAUUAAUACUGGACUUGAGGUAUUGGUUGUCUCACCAUAACUGUGAGGGUGGAGGUGGCCGAGGUUUUGGUCAACAUUUUAGCUCCACCCAAGCGCUUAUGGCAAGACAAUUAAUACCAACGGUGAGGUAUCAAUUUCUAUUCUUAAACAUCUUAGGUCAUAUAACGAAUAGUGCUUUUUGACUGCUUCCAUAUUUUGCACCAAGCCAAUGGUUGCCUGACCAUAACAGCUCAAUUCAAAACGAGGCUUUGUUGGCGCAUAGUGCAUUGAAGCUGUAAAGUGCGGUUCAUUAUUAACCCAGGUGUUUUAGAAUUUCCAAUUAUGAUAAUAUAUAGUCAAUAGUUAAUAUUUACCACAUAUUUAGGCAAUCAGGAAUUUUCAAAUUCAGUUACAAAUUUCAAAUUUUUAAUGAAAACGGUGUUGGCCUUUAAGAGACAAUCAUUGAAUAGAUGACAUCCCACAGACAAUCUUCAAUGACAAUCAGUGUCUUUAAUUAGUUGAAUUUAAAUGUAAUUUUAUAACUAUACACAUAAUUUCAUUUGUUGCCAGGCCAAAUUAAACUAAUUAGUUUAAUUGACUAUCUUGAUUAUUCUGCAGACAUUGUAUGCUUCACCAAUUUCAUGAACGAUGUCAAGGAAAGACAUGACACAUAGAACUCUUUUAACAUGGCAUGAUUUUUAAAUAUUGAUAUACACAAUG